AUGGACGGGCUGCCCGGCCGGGCGCUGGGGGCCGCCUGCCUUCUGCUGCUGGCGGCCGGCUGGCUGGGACCCGAAGCCUGGGGUUCGCCCACACCCCCACCGUCGCCCGCUGCGCCGCCGCCGGGAGCACGGGGAGGCUCGCAGGACACCUGCACGUCGUGCGGUGGCUUCCGGCGGCCGGAGGAGCCGGGCCGGGUGGACAGCGACUUCCUGGAGGCGGUGAAGCGGCACAUCCUGAGCCGCCUGCAGAUGCGGGGCCGGCCCAACAUCACGCACGCCGUGCCGAAGGCCGCCAUGGUCACGGCCCUGCGCAAGCUGCACGCGGGCAAGGUACGCGAGGACGGCCGCGUGGAGAUCCCGCAUCUCGACGGCCACGCCAGCCCAGCCGCCGACGGCCAAGAGCGCAUGUCCGAAAUCAUCAGCUUUGCUGAGACAGAUGGCCUCGCCUCCUCCCGAGUCCGCCUCUACUUCUUCAUCUCCAAUGAGGGCAACCAGAAUCUGUUUGUGGUCCAGGCCAGUCUGUGGCUCUACCUGAAACUGCUGCCUUACGUCCUGGAGAAGGGCAACCGCCGGAAGGUGCGAGUGAAGGUGUCCUUCCAGCAGCAGGGACACGGGGACAGGUGGAGCAUGGUGGAGAAGAAGGUGGAGCUGCGGCGCGGGGGCUGGCAUACCUUCCCGCUCACUGAGGCCAUCCAGGCCCUGUUUGAGCACGGUGAACGAAGGCUUAGCCUGGACGUGCAGUGUGAGGGCUGCCAGGAGCUGGCUGUGGUGCCAGUGUUUGUGGACCCCACUGAGGAGUCCCACCGACCCUUUGUCGUGGUGCAGGCGCGGCUGGGCGACAGUAGACACCGCAUCAGGAAGCGGGGCCUGGAGUGUGAUGGCCACACGAGUCUCUGCUGCAGGCAGCAGUUCUACAUUGACUUCCGUGUCAUUGGGUGGAAUGACUGGAUCAUCGCGCCCACCGGCUACUAUGGGAACUACUGUGAGGGCAGCUGCCCGGCUUACCUGGCAGGAGUCCCUGGCUCCGCUUCCUCCUUCCACACUGCAGUGGUGAAUCAAUACCGCAUGCGGGGCCUGAACCCCAGCAUGGUGAACUCUUGCUGCAUCCCAACCAAGCUCAGCACCAUGUCCAUGCUCUACUUCGAUGAUGAGUAUAACAUUGUGAAGAGGGACGUCCCCAACAUGAUUGUGGAGGAGUGCGGCUGUGCCUGA
This is a messenger RNA of Elephantulus edwardii (Cape elephant shrew), 1212 nucleotides long. RefSeq names its product inhibin, beta B (gene INHBB). Lineage: Eukaryota; Metazoa; Chordata; Mammalia; Macroscelidea; Macroscelididae. The record is from RefSeq and is a predicted model, not a curated record. Gene Ontology annotation, biological process: BMP signaling pathway; SMAD protein signal transduction. The transcript has 2 exons. Gene Ontology annotation, cellular component: extracellular region. Bases 1 to 1212 code for a protein of 403 amino acids. Gene Ontology annotation, molecular function: cytokine activity; growth factor activity.